GCGAAAAAUCGGCGUCGCGGUGGUGAUGCCGGUUAUUGGAGAUGCUCUAACCAAUGCAAAAUGAAGCUUAUUUCACGCAUGCUUGGUGAAUCUAUUCCUAUUUUCAAGCCAAGUGAUCCUCCUUGUUUCAAAGAUUUAAUGGAGGAUUAUGUCAACCGUUGCACAGAUUUGUCCAAAAGCUCUAGCAUUGGGCGGACCUUUGGAUAUGUUCGAAGGUGAUAUAGCAGGAGAUCCGUUUUCGGUGGUUCGCAUUAUCGGCUAUCCUGCUGUCAACAGGAAACAAAUGCCCGAUGCCAUAAACGAUAUUGGAUGUGGCGAACACACUGACUACGGGUUACUAACAUUGGUUAAUCAAGACGACGAUAUAACUGCACUGCAAGUGAGAAAUAUUGUUGGGGAGUGGAUACCGGCUGCACCUGUUCCAGGCACAUUUGUUUGCAAUAUAGGCGACACGCUGAAGGCACGCACGCACAUUCAGCACGCGCGCGCACGCACACGCACACGCACACGCACACGGACAAGAGUAUCUAAAGCUUGUAUUCGAACACACAUGCAUGACAUAUGUACUCAUUCUAAAUAUUGGGAAGAUGCAGAUCUUAACAAAUGGGAUAUACGAAUCAACUUUGCACCGGGUGAUGAACAAUUCUGCGAAAUAUCGUGUCUGUGUUGCAUACUUCUAUGAGACAAACUACGAUGCUGCUGUAGAGCCACUGGAGAUAUGCGUGGAGAGGAGUGGUGGAGCGAAGAAGAUUGAUGGAGCUGUUGUUUAUGGGAAGCAUUUGGUUAGUAAAGUGCUCAACAAUUUCGUCUUUUAGUUUUUUUACUCUCUACGUCCCAUAGAAAUAGACUAAUUGGGAUGACACGAGUUUUAAUGCGUAAUUGGUAAAGUAAGAGAGAAUGAGAAAAAGUAGCUGAAAUAACGUAGUGGAUGAUACUGAUAAGACCCAUGAAUGAUUAUGUCAAAGACUAGGAGAAAAAGUUUUCAUAAAAGGAUAUUGAUUAUUUCUAUGGGACGGACGAAAAAUGAAAUUUAGUCUAUUUCUAUCGGACGGAUGGAGUAUAACAAACUAGAUUCGAAACGGAUUCCCCUAUUGCCAUCUCAUGUUCAAGACUUCAUCUCUGGCUGUAAUUACAACUGAGUUAUUGUUUACUUCUAAGCUUCGACACUUUUUAAUUGAUUUAUUUUACGAUUGCA
Messenger RNA from Salvia splendens (bonfire salvia), 1195 nucleotides. RefSeq names its product 2-oxoglutarate-dependent dioxygenase 33. The record is from RefSeq and is a predicted model, not a curated record. Lineage: Eukaryota; Viridiplantae; Streptophyta; Magnoliopsida; Lamiales; Lamiaceae. The transcript has 6 exons. The coding region runs from base 149 to 682 and encodes 177 amino acids.